AUGAACGUAAUCCAAGUAUAUGCGCCAACAGCAGACAAAGAUGAUCAGGAAGUAGAAAUGUUUUAUGAACAAAUAAACGAAAUACUGAAACAAGUCAAAGCAAAAGAUGUAACAAUAAUAAUGGGUGACCUAAAUGCUAAAGUUGGUAAAGGAAAGACAAAUAAUCUGAUGGGAAACUUCGGUCUGGGGGAAAGGAACGACAGAGAAACAAGGGAAAGAGUGAAAAAUAAGAUAAAUGGGGCAUUGCAAACCUUGCAAUGCAUAGAAAAUAACAAUGAAGAACAUAUAAACAACAACUGGCUCCAGUUUAAAACAGAAAUACUAAAAACAUGCAAGGAACAACUUAGUAAGAAAACAGAGGUAAGAAAGGAAUGGAUGACAACUGAAAUAUUAGGUCUCAUGGACGAGAGAAGAACAUACAAAAACAAAGAUCAACAAAAAUACCGAUAUCUACAAAGCAAGAUCAGAAGUAAAAUUAGGGAAGCCAAAGAAAACUGGCACAGGGAAAAGUGUGAGGAAAUCGAGAAAUUACAAAGUAAACAUGAUGGUUUCAAUGCGCACAAGAGAAUUAAAGAGUUAACCAACAAACGCAAUUACAAUAACAACUUGCUGGUGGAUGAAAAUGGAGAUAUUAUGGACACAAAAGAAAAAUUGAAAGUAUGGAAAAACUAUGUAGAACAACUGUACGAAGAUCAGCGAGAUGAAGAAAGUAGUGAGUAUAUAUGUGAUGAUAUUGGACCAGAAAUAACGAAGGACGAAGUAGAACACAUCAUCAAGGAAAUGAAAACCGGGAAAGCUACGGGACUGGAUGAAAUACCAGCAGAAGUUCUUAAACUCAUUGACAAUCAUAACAUACAUCUUCUAACACAUCUCUUCAACAGUGUAUACAAAACUGGAAUUUUACCGAAAGAGUGGCUACAAUCAACAUUUAUAACUAUCCCCAAAAAGACCAACGCAAGACAGUGCUCGGACCAUCGUACCAUCAGCUUAAUGUGUCACAUACUUAAGGUACUUCUGAAAAUCAACCAUCGCAGAAUAUAUAAAAAGUUAGAAAUAGAUAUUGAGGAUACGCAGUUCGGUUUUAGGAAUGGACUAGGGACUAGAGAAGCACUGUUUGCCUUCAACGUAUUAACGCAGCGGUGCUUAGAUGUAAAUCAGGAUGUUCUCAAGGAUACAAAUUGCAUUGAUGAUUGCCAACCUUCGCAGCGGAGAUGGCACGUGAAGAAGAAGAUGCCUCUUAAAGUUCCAUUUUUGGACUUCCAUGUAGAUUUCCUUCCUGAAAAUCUCGGUGCCGUAUCAGAUGAGAGGAUUUGCUUACCGCUAAACGUGGUAACGAUCGGCACAACCCAGCAAAACGUGGUACCGGUCAACGCGCACACUUGCAUCUUCAGAGCGAAAGAGACAAGACAAGAGAACGACAACUUCUAA
This is a messenger RNA of Cylas formicarius (sweet potato weevil), 1428 nucleotides long. RefSeq lists its product as uncharacterized. NCBI's taxonomy places the organism in Eukaryota, Metazoa, Arthropoda, Insecta, Coleoptera, Brentidae. The record is from RefSeq and is a predicted model, not a curated record. The transcript has 4 exons. Bases 1 to 1428 code for a protein of 475 amino acids.